AUGGCUUCUAACUCCAAGGGUGACAUGGCCAAGAUCUCCUCCAUCUCCCCUAUUUCCUCCUCCUCCUUUUCCUACGGUGAUCCCUGCCAUGAUCUAUAUUUCCACGUGACAUCACCAGACCACCGCCCUGAUUGGUGUUUCCAUGUGACACCACCAGAGUUAUCCUAUGAAGAAACCAAGGAGACGCUACAGAAGAAGCAUGCCUCCCUUAACUAUCUGAAGCAACUGCUGCCGGUGGCCUGGUCUCACAAUCCCCUAACCACCCUCAAGCUCAUCUUCAAUCUCAAUUCUAUCUCUGCUCCUGAAGGAAAAUGUUAUCCGGAGGCCUUCUCCACGGCCGCAUUGUGGGUCCACCACAACCACCCCAAGACGCUAUUAUACAACCUCCCCUCCUUUACCGGCUCCGGCAAUUUCGCUUCUAUGUGGGACCUUGUCGAGAUUCUCUACGGCCUUCUUCUACAACAAGGCCAAGACGCUGAUGCUGCCUCGCAGAGGCUCCACUGUGACCCGCACUAUAAGUUGUUACACGACCGGGUUAUGGAUUUCUUUGCGGAGCAGUUGAAGUCUGACAUCUGCAAAUUUAAGCAGCACAAGCUGCGGAUGGAAUUGGACCCGUCAUCUGAAGAUGAUGAUAAAGAAGAUGGUACUAGUCUUUUUGUUACCAGGGCUGCAGCCUGUUGCACUCCCAACAGCCCGGAAGGAGACCAAGCCACCCGCGCCAUUUUGCUCCUUGGGAGGAGGCUUUUCCCGCCAGAAUCAGAUCAAUCAGAAGAAUGGGAACGGCUUAGGAAGGAGUUUUUGGAGCCCUUGAGCGAGUAUGAGCGACUCUUGUAUUUCAUUCGAGAGCGCUCUCGCCACUCUGUCUGUGUGCUUAAGAAGUAUUUGGAGGAGGUGAAAGCAGGCAGCAGCAGCAUAAAGCCGGAUGCAUUGCUUCCAAAUGAUAUCAUAAGAUAUGUAAAGGAUAAGAAUGUCGGCGAAGCAGCUGAGCUUCAGUGGAAGGCAAUGCUGGAGGACAUGUACCUAAAGCAGCAAGAGGGUUUGGGCAAAUUUAAAAACUGCUUGGCAGUGUGUAACAUCACCACCAAUUUCAUGGGCGAACGAGUCAUAGAAUUGGCGGCGAGCUUGGGCAUUUUGGUGUGUGAACUUAGUGAAGAGCCAGCAUGGAAACGCAAGGUGAUGGGUCUCGGUCCAUUACCCGAUCAGCUGCCGCAGCUGCAUUCGAUACAAGGCGGUGAUCUCAAGUCCAAGUGCGAGUUUGUGAUGAGGACAUGCAGCAAGAACUACAGCGAGGGUGUUGAUUUUCAGAUGGUGUGUGAUUUGCUUCUGGAAGUGGCUGUGAAUGAGAACUUGAAGGCAGAGCAAAUGAUCAAGAAGGUGUUUGUGUUCACUGACAACGUAAGAUUUGGUGGCUGCACCUCAUCUUGGAAGGUUCUGUAUGAUGAAACACAGAGCAAGUUUAAGCAGCAAGGGUACGCGAUGCCACACAUUUUGCUUUGGAAUAUUUGCGACUUAGGGGGCCGGAUGCCCCGUAUAGAAGAACCUCAUCCAGGGGUGACGCUGUUGUGUGGCACUUCCAACGCAUUGAUUAAGUCUUUCUUGGACAAUGGUGGAGAAAUUGGCCGGCGCCAUCUCAUGGAAGCAGCCAUAUCUGGCAAAGAGUAUCAAAAUCUUUUUGUGGUCGACUGA
Prunus mume (Japanese apricot) is the source of this 1686-nucleotide messenger RNA. Lineage: Eukaryota; Viridiplantae; Streptophyta; Magnoliopsida; Rosales; Rosaceae. The record is from RefSeq and is a predicted model, not a curated record.